AUGUGGGAGAACUUCAUCGAGAGGACGUACAACAUCACUGCCCCGUUGAACACGAAUAUCCCGAAUAUUUGCUUCCAAACAGAUCGCAUUCGUAUCUACUGAAAGAGCUCGAGGCGAUGAAAUGUUGUUCUUUAUGUACUAGGGUGUCACGUCCUCGCGAGUUCUAUUGAAGCUUUCUAGAGAAAACAGUGAAGAAGGGUGAAGAGUAGUCAUUGCAUGUACUCAUCUACUAUAGCAAUUCAAGUAGUCACAAACUCUACUACAAUCACCUCGAGGAUGAUCUGUUUGACGAUUGUCCUUGCAUACACGAGCUACAGACCCUGGAAGACGCGAUCGACAAGCAGGGAGGGCUAUCAUAUUUAGAAUGCGUCCCGAACCACAUGCAAGAAAUCGAGCUAGAAAUUAUACUUCUGCAUGACAUUAGACUAAUAUUUUCGAUUCGCAACGAGCGGCAUGGCGAGUGCUUGGAUGGUUUGUAAUCAAGGGCCCUGCUCUUGCUCAGGUGGGCGAGUAGUAUUUCCAUCAUAGCUGAGAUGGGUGCACUUUUGGAUCUGAUAGCGGGAGAUACACCAGGUAAAAGUGAAGCAGUUGCACCACACGCAGGACACGCAGAAGGACAUCGGCAAAAUCUGCAGCCAGUUGCACCACCUCGUCCGUCAGGGCGACCAAGAUGCAAGUGUCGCGAAGCAGGCGAUGAAAAUCGCGAUGGAGGUAUGGAACUGGCGGACGGAAUUCGUGGCUGACGUGCAGAAACAACUAAACGACGUCAACGACACUACCAAAGCCGAGAUCCAGAAAAACGCGCAGGUGGGCAAAACAUUUUGAGCGGGUGAUCGUGGUCGGAAGAUGCUGCGAUUGCUUGUAACAUGUGUUUGUGAAGACCCCGCACACUGAACAAGGAUGUUGCUUGCAUUUGGUAGAAGUAUACGCGCAGCCAAUACAAGCAUGAAAGAAGCAAACAAUUCGCUCCGCAUCGAACAAUUCUCCAAAUCAACACUCAGGUUAUUCUGCAAAAGUGGAGCGACACGCAGAUGAACUUCAGCCGAGAAUUACGGGAGAACAGGCUCUCGCAGGUGGAUACGAUCGCGCAAGCAGCUCCUUAUCCUGUUUACUGCCACUUUUGCUUGAUAUAGUACAUUGCACUUCACAACGUCUGAGCAUAGUACUUAUGCAGAUCCACUGAGCAACUGUCUGAAUGACACUUCACGACUCGCGUCGAGCGUUGUUGAUAGAUACACUAAAUUGGGUCGAAAAAUGAGAAGUGAGCAGUUUGAGAUGCAUAUUGGAACAACGCGUGAAGGACUCGUUGACCGUCUUGCGAUUAUGGUCCGGGCACGUCAUUCCGGGAUGGGAGGAAAUGCGGGAAUUUCUGAUGCAGGAGGACGUACUGAAGUUUUUACUUUCAUUAGGAACGCAAUGAAUAGUGGUAGUACUAGUAGAGCAAUGUGAAUGUCUCUUCACAACGUUAGAAAAAGUGUGAUGACAGUAAAGGCGCCAGCCGGUAAUUUGGGCGCAGUAGUGAUAGUGUAAGCACGAUGGAGAACAUUGGUCUUCAGUGCGGUCAAAGACCAAACAAGGUAAAUUUCAUUAUGAUGAAACACUAGGCAACACACCCUACCGUCGUCAAGACACGGCUACGACUGGAACAUAUCCAGAAGCACGCACCAACCACUGAAAUCGGAGAAAUCAUAAAAGAAGUAGCCACGCUGCGCAAUCAGUUAUCGUUGGAGAAAUAUUUCGUCUUCCCCUUGACUCGUAAGUAGCCCGUUUUUUGCUUUGCAGUCAACAUGAUCUAUGCACAAAUGCCGAGUUUAGGUUUGAGGUUCUAGAUCUAGCUGAGCCUGCUGUUGCUUGUCCUACCACCACUUGGACAGAGCAGCGCGAGCUAGCCCUAUUCUCCUUUGACAUAAUCUUUUAGCGAUUCAGACUCUGCGCGUCGCCCGCAGAAAAAGAACCGGAUUUGUGAGUGGGGAAAGCGAAAUUUUCUCCAUCUGAUAUCCGUACCAAGUGAUCCUCUCCAAGCGGAGGGUCAAGCAGAGCAGCAGCUAUCGAAUGCAAAUAAUCUGUCUGGGUCUGAAAACUUGUGAUGCUGAUCUGUGGAUGAUUGAAAUACUUCCCACUGCAGCCAAGCAUGACAAGUUUUCCGAACACCUUCGCAUGCGCAGUCCAUAUCUGUAACCACGCUUCUGCAUGACAAAAGAAGGCGUCUUUUUGUACAGCCGAUAUGCAUAUACAGAUUUUACAGGAUUGCAGCAGUGGGAUUACAUGCAAGUUCUAUUUUUCCAGACCCAGAUAUAUUUGCAACGCAUACAGACAAACAACCAACGAUUACUCCUUCGGACGACGGUGACGAUGUUGACAAUGACUCCAACUCGUUGUGAGUUCGAAGCUUGAUCUUGAAUGAAAUGAAAAAAAAAAAAAACUGACUCUCUGUACCAAAAAUCCUUGAGCUGUACGCCCCCCGAUCUGAAUACUUGAAAAACGCGAAAAAUGGACGGAAGUAUGACUAUAAUGACACAGUAGCUGUGCUAGCAGAAUACGGCACGCCGCGUUGAUGAGCUCUCAUGCACUCGUGCACAGGUGGUUGUUUCUUCGCAAAAGAACUCCUCUCUAUACAGGAUUGCCAAUGUCUUCU
This is a messenger RNA of Amoebophrya sp. A120, 2635 nucleotides long. The record is from the annotation of a GenBank genome assembly. Lineage: Eukaryota; Dinophyceae; Syndiniales; Amoebophryaceae.